AUGGGUCGCAAGAAGAAGAAGGCAUCAAAGCCCUGGUGUUGGUACUGCAACAGAGAGUUCGACGAUGAAAAGAUUCUAGUGCAGCAUCAAAAGGCAAAGCAUUUUAAAUGUCACAUUUGCCACAAAAAGCUUUACACAGGUCCGGGACUUUCGAUCCACUGCAUGCAGGUGCAUAAGGAAUCAAUUGACAAGGUUCCAAAUUCGCUUCCCAAUCGGUCGAACAUAGUGAUCGAAAUUUAUGGCAUGGAAGGAAUCCCUCCGGAGGAUAUCCGUGAUCAUGAAAAGCAGAAGAACGGGAAUCGGUCAGAGUCGGAAGAAGAGGAACCAGCGCACAAGAAAAUGAAACAACCCGAGGCGUCUGUGCCACAGGGAAUGAUGCAGAUCCAGAAUAUGAUGCCUCCGCAUAUGCAGGCCGCUUACGGAAUUAAUCCAAUGAUGAGUGCGAUGGGAGGCAUGAAUCCAUACAUGGUACCACCUGGAAUGCAAAUGAUGCCCACGAUGAUGGCCACUGCUCCACGGCCCCUGUUUCCAGCGGCUGCAGCCGCGAGUGCUGCUACCGUGCCGACCACAUCGAAGCCGACGUUUCCAGCUUACAGUUCAGCCACGAUAAGUGCUCCGCCUACUACCAAUAGUGCUAUUUCCGCGGCGGCCGCAAGCAAUAGCAGCAAUAAUGGGUUGGGUGGUGGUGAUGCUACAAAGGCCGCAUCUUCAACAGUAAUACCAAACUCGGGCACCGCAACGUCCAAGAUUGUACAUCCGCCGGAGGAUCUUAGUUUGGAAGAGUUGCGAGCCCGGAAGCCUCAGUAUCAGAAGCAAAUUCAGCAAGCUACUCAGCAAAUGCUGCAGCAAAAACAGCAAGAAAAGCAACAGGCACAGGUGGCGGCUGCCGUUGCAGCGGCCCAACAGCAGCUACAGGCACAGGCGCAGGCUCAAGCGCAACUGAAGCAGCACCAGCAACACCAGCAACAGCAGCAGCAACAACAGCAACAACAGCAUCAGCAACAACAAGCACAGCUUCAGCAAUUGUCGCCAUUUUCAUCUGCAGCUGGCACCGCAUCGAUUGUUUCCAAUACACAAACGACUGCCGUGAUGAAAGACAAUCGGAUGAUGUCGCCGCAUGAACAAGCCGCAGUGAUAGCGCAUGCUCAUGCCGCUGCGGCCAAUCAUCAGAAACAGAUCGAGGAAUUGAAUCGUGCAGCUAUGAUUCAACGAUUUCAGGCAGCAAACGCAGCUGCUGCGAAUGCUGCAGCAGCUGCCGCCAGCAGACCAGGAAUGCAACUAGGAAUGGUUCCAGUAUCACUCGGAGGUCCUGUCCCGCUAAUGCCUCCAAUGAUGCGUCAAGGAUUGGCGCUCGGUCCACCUGGAGGUGGCAAUUUGGCGUUAUUAGGGGGAAAUAUGCUUCGCCCUGGUCCCCCUCAAAUGGGUCUUGGUCCAGGUGGAUUAAUAACGCAAAUUCCAACUGUACCGGGCAUGGGUGUAGUUUUUCCCGGCGCACCGAUGCUACCGAUGAUGCCCCCACGAUUCCGGUGA
This is a messenger RNA of Anopheles marshallii, 1530 nucleotides long. It is a transcript of the gene BuGZ, whose product is annotated as BUB3-interacting and GLEBS motif-containing protein ZNF207. The record is from RefSeq and is a predicted model, not a curated record. Gene Ontology annotation, molecular function: DNA binding. The transcript is spliced from 6 exons. Bases 1 to 1530 code for a protein of 509 amino acids. Gene Ontology annotation, cellular component: nucleus. Lineage: Eukaryota; Metazoa; Arthropoda; Insecta; Diptera; Culicidae.